Molecule: messenger RNA, 1965 nt
Organism: Penicillium nucicola
Lineage: Eukaryota; Fungi; Ascomycota; Eurotiomycetes; Eurotiales; Aspergillaceae
Product: IlvD/Edd family dehydratase
Exons: 3
Coding region: 1-1965 (654 amino acids)
Molecular function (GO): hydro-lyase activity
Source: RefSeq, a predicted model, not a curated record
AUGGCAUGCUCAGACAAAAAGUCCUGUGAGGGCUGCUCAUGCAGCAAUGAUGCUCCUCAGCCCCAGUCCAUCAACAUUGAAGAUUGUCUCAGCGAGCUGCAAGCUCUGCGACGACGCAAUCAAGAAUUAGAAACCCGCAUGGGUGUGACCAAUGACCGCGACAAUGCUCAAGUCCCCGUCAAGCAACCAGGUCGAACACUGCGAUCGUCUUCGUGGUUUGAUUGUGCCAGUAACCCUGGAAUGACGGCCAUCUAUAUGGAGCGGUAUUUUAAUUACGGUAUCACGAGAGAGGAACUCAUGUCUGGGAAGCCCAUGAUUGGAAUUGCUCAGACGGGUUCCGAUAUUGCGCCCUGCAAUCGCCACCACAUUGAACUCUCGAAGCGGGUACGGGAAGGCAUUCGGACUGCUGGUGGUAUUCCAUUUGAAUUCCCUACGCAUCCUAUUCAGGAGACUUCCAGACGACCUACUGCGACUCUUGAUCGCAAUCUUGCGUAUCUGGGGUUGGUGGAAAUUUUGACUGGGUAUUUCCUCGAUGGUGUUGUGUUGCUCACUGGGUGCGAUAAGACCACGCCGGCUUGUUUGAUGGCUGCAGCUACUAUGAAUAUUCCUGCUAUUUGUAUGAACGUGGGUCCCAUGCUCAACGGCUACUCCAAGGGAGCCUUGACCGGCGCAGGCACUGUGUUGUGGCAUGGGCGAGAGCUAUAUGCCACAGGGGAAAUUGACGAGCAUGAAUUCAUGGACUAUGUUGCUAGAGGAACACCUUCAGUCGGCCACUGCAACACCAUGGGAACUGCUUCAACAAUGAAUGCCCUCGCGGAAUCAUUGGGAAUGGCACUUCCAGGAUCAGCAGCCAUCCCCGCAGCAUACCGCCACAGAGCCCAGUGUGCCUAUGAAACCGGUCUACGGAUCGUGGAGAUGGUAGAGGCAGAUCGGAAGCCAUGUGAUCUGAUGACUAGAGAGGCAUUCGAGAAUGCCAUUGUGGCAAACGCCGCUAUUGGUGGCAGUACCAACGCCCCUAUUCACAUUAAUGCCAUUGCCCAGCACGCAGGCGUGGAAGUUUUCAUGGAUGACUGGGACACACUAGGAUCCACCAUCCCACUUCUAUUGAACAUGCAGCCCUCCGGAGAAUAUCUCGGCGAGGAAUACUACCGUGCCGGUGGCCUUCCGGCUAUCAUGGCUGAGCUGCUAGAUCAGGGCAAGAUACAUGGCGAUGUCUUGACUUGCAAUGGCCAAACCAUGGCAGAGAAUGUCCGUGGGAAGCACUCCUGGGACCGGAAAGUCAUCCGUCCUUAUGACGAUCCUUUAAUGAAGGAUGCUGGCUUCGCUCAUCUCAAGGGAAAUCUCUUCGACUCUGCAAUUAUGAAGACAUGUGUGAUCUCGCCAUCUUUCCGGAAACGCUAUCUUUCCGACCCCAAAGACCCAGAAGCAUUUGAAGGCUCUGUUGUAGUCUUCGACGGACCCGAAGAUUACGAACAUCGUCUGGAAAGCUCUGCGCAGAUCGACGACAAAACAAUUCUCGUCAUGCGCGGUGUUGGUCCGAUAGGGUAUCCCGGUGCGGCAGAGGUCGUCAACAUGCACCCGCCUGGUCGGCUUCUCAAGGAUGGUAUCGAUGGACUGUUCUGUAUCGGAGACGGUCGACAGUCCGGAACAUCUGGGUCUCCCUCUAUCUUGAACGCGAGCCCUGAGGCCGCAGCCGGUGGAAAUCUUGCCAUCCUCAAAGAUGGAGACAGGCUUCGCAUUGACUUGCGGAAGCGACGGGUUGAUCUUCUCAUUAGCGAUGAGGAAAUCACACAGCGGAGGAAAGAGUUGGGUGUUAAUGGAUAUACUACUGCUCCUAGUGGCACUCCAUGGCAGGAGCUGUUCCGACAGGAAACAGCGCAGUUGAGUGAAGGUAUGGUGAUGAAGAAGGCUGUCAAGUAUCAAAAGCUGGCCCAGAACGGGCCACCGCUUCGUCACAAUCAUUGA